CUUCCGUAUAUCUGGGACCGCCGUAUUAUGUCGUAUGACAGAAGAAACCAUUAUUGCUUGCAUUCAAAUAGUUUACAGGUGAAACAAACAAACAUUACUGCCCUUCACAUCUUACUCCUAAGAAUCAUUUGCUUUUGUUGAAAGUCAAGUAAACUAUAUUUAUUAUAAUAUAAUUUUGCGUAAUUUUAACACGCGGAGAUUCUAUAUAUUGGGGUUAGUACCCAUUAUACAUGGCAAUGUUAGCUGCAACAUCUGCUAUUGAUUUUGUAAAAGUUGUGCCUGUAACGCCCUACAUUGGCCUCAGGCGCAGACAUUUUUGUGGGAGAAGUGGGUUUCGAUCCGUGGUCGCUACAAUGACAGGGGCUUUGGAUAUCUGUGCUAAGGCUGCGGUUGGUGCACCGGAUAAACUUGGGGACUGCCCAUUUACGCAGAGGGUCUUGCUGACUUUGGAGGAAAAGCAUAUCCCAUACAACACGAAGUUGAUAAACCUCAGUGAUAAGCCUGACUGGUUCUUACAAAUUAGUCCCGAAGGAAAAGUUCCUCUCAUUAAGAUUGACGACAAGUGGAUUCCAGAUUCUGAUGUUAUCACCCAGAUAUUGGAGGAGAAAUAUCCCGAGCCAUCUCUGGCAACUCCGCCUGAGAAGGCAUCAGUAGGGUCGAAGAUUUUCCCAACAUUCAUUGGCUUCUUGAAAAGUCGUGAUCCUAAUGAUGGCAAAGAGCAAGCCUUAUUGGAUGAGUUGCGUGCCUUGGAUGAAUACCUGAAAGCUAAUGGUCCAUUUAUUGACGGGGAGAGAGUUUCUGCGGUGGACCUGAGUCUUGCUCCAAAGUUAUACCAUUUGAAGAUUGUUUUGGGUCACUUCAAAAAGUGGUCUAUUCCGGAAGAGUUUUCUUAUGUUCACAACUACAUAAAGGCUCUUUUCUCUCGAGAAUCAUUUCUUCAUACACAGGCUGCCGAGGAAUAUGUUAUUGCAGGCUGGGCGCCAAAAGUUAAUGCUUAAGCUAAGGGGGAGCAGCAGAGCAAGCUGUGAUGUUUAUGAUGUUUUGGAAGUGGAGUUAACACGUAACCUUAUAUGGUACAGUAUCGUGUAAUAAUGUGUUUUGUUUGUUCUAUUAAUAUUAGGUUGAAGUGAAAGAAACAGGUUUCUGAAACAAGUUUCGUAUCUUCAUUGCUACACCUGGUGUAGAUGUCAACGUUGUUAUCUGUAAACAAACACGAUAUAAAUUAAUAUCUAUUACUAGUUUGUGA
Molecule: messenger RNA, 1246 nt
Organism: Cryptomeria japonica (Japanese cedar)
Lineage: Eukaryota; Viridiplantae; Streptophyta; Pinopsida; Cupressales; Cupressaceae
Product: glutathione S-transferase DHAR2
Exons: 6
Coding region: 231-998 (255 amino acids)
Biological process (GO): cellular oxidant detoxification; ascorbate glutathione cycle; protein glutathionylation
Molecular function (GO): glutathione dehydrogenase (ascorbate) activity
Source: RefSeq, a predicted model, not a curated record